AUGGAUCAGUCUUUGAUAUCUGUCCUUCCCACCUCAUUUCCACAGGAGCCAGGCCUGGACCCCAAGCCCAUCCUGGAGUUGCCCCUCGUGGAGCUGGCUCAGAAGCUGCAGGCGGAAGAGCUGAGUCUGGAGAGUGUCCUCUGUAGCUACUUAGAGGAGGCGCUGAAGGUGCACCAGGAGGUGAACUGCCUGACAGAUUUCCUGGAAGAAUGUGAGGAACAACUGCAGGCAUUGAAGAAGCUCAAGAAGAGUGAGAGAGGCCUUCUCUAUGGGGUCCCCAUGAGUCUCAAGGACCCCUAUGACUGCAUGGUGAGUCCUGGGGUGUAUAUUCUCAGGUGUACAUGUAUGUGUGGGUGCACACAUGCCACUGAGACACCCAAGAAAGUGUGGGAGCUGAACACAGCAGUGCAGGAAUAUCAGCAAGAGUUCAUAGCCAAGUGGAGGUCCUUGGACCUGGAUGUGCUGCUGUCGCCAGCUCUGGACCCUGCCUUCUAUAUAGGCUAUCCUGCCAAAGCAUCAGCUAGCAGCUCUUACCACAGCCUGUACAAUCUGUUGGACUUCCCUGUUGGCGUGGUGCCCGUCACCACCGUGACACUGCAGGACGAGGAGGAACUGGCCUUCUACAAGGGAUACUACGGAGAUAGUAAUGACAGAAACUUCAAGGAGGCGGUGGAAGGAUCCGUGGGGCUCCCAGUGGCUGUGCAGUGCAUCGCUUUGCCAUGGGAAGAGGAACUCUGUCUUCGGUUCAUGAAGGAGGUGGAGACCUUGACCAAGAACCAGAGGGAACCCAGAUGACAAGCCAUUUCUUUUGGAGACCUUCCUACAUCCUUAUCCAAGUCUGUUCCCAAUGCCCCUUCCUUCUCAUGAGUGCCAUAUCCACCUCCUAUCUCCUCCGGGAAGCCCACCAUAUUCCUUUUCUUUGCAGUUUUUUCUGUCC
Molecule: messenger RNA, 937 nt
Organism: Myotis brandtii (Brandt's bat)
Lineage: Eukaryota; Metazoa; Chordata; Mammalia; Chiroptera; Vespertilionidae
Product: fatty-acid amide hydrolase 1-like
Exons: 6
Coding region: 1-795 (264 amino acids)
Biological process (GO): fatty acid catabolic process
Molecular function (GO): fatty acid amide hydrolase activity; amidase activity
Source: RefSeq, a predicted model, not a curated record